This is a messenger RNA of Vigna unguiculata (cowpea), 2467 nucleotides long. Its product is annotated as putative CoA ligase CCL6. NCBI's taxonomy places the organism in Eukaryota, Viridiplantae, Streptophyta, Magnoliopsida, Fabales, Fabaceae. Gene Ontology annotation, biological process: cutin biosynthetic process; fatty acid metabolic process; wax biosynthetic process. Gene Ontology annotation, cellular component: endoplasmic reticulum; membrane. The record is from RefSeq and is a predicted model, not a curated record. Gene Ontology annotation, molecular function: long-chain fatty acid-CoA ligase activity.
GCAGAAGAAAAUUGUGAAGUUAAAAGAGAGAUAAAGGAAAGGCAUGAUCUUUGCACCAAACUUUGACGGCCAAAAAUAAAUGCAGAAGAAAACACUAAGUGCUGCAAUGUUGGAAUUUAUUGCUUCAGCCUUCAGCUCAACUAACUCUUUUAAGGCCAUGAUGUGUUGUUAAAUUCAUCAACCAUUUUCUCAGACCAUUUUCUUCAGAGGCUUUUGGAGAAGAAAACAGCACCAUUUUUUAGGAAGCAUUUGUGUGGUAAUGGCUGAGGUGUACACUGUGAAGGUAGAGGAGGCAAGGUUGGAAAGUGAUGGAAAACCUUCAGCAGGUCCUGUCUACAGGUGCAUCUAUGCCAGAGAUGGUUUGAUGGAAGUGCCUUCUCAUUUUGAAUCUCCAUGGGACUUCUUCAGGGACACGACCAAGAGGUGCCCCAACAACCCUAUGCUGGGUCGGCGUCAAAAAACGGAUUUCAAGGCUGGUCCCUAUGAAUGGAUGACAUAUCAGGAGGCUUAUCAUGCUGCCAUUCGAAUUGGUUCAGCCAUGAAGGGCCUUGGUGUCAAUCCUGGUGACCGUUGUGGCAUAUAUGGGUCUAACUGCCCUGAAUGGAUACUUGCAAUGGAGGCUUGCAAUAGCUACGCAGUAACAUAUGUUCCAUUAUAUGACACACUGGGUCCCAAUGCUGUGGAGUUUAUCAUAAACCAUGCUGAAGUCUCGAUAGCAUUUGUACAAGAUAGCAAGAUUCCUUCUGUUUUAUCAUGCCUUGGCCGCUGUUCAAAUCUUAAAACUAUUGUGAGUUUUGGUAAUGUUUUAACUGCACAAAAGAAGGAAGCUGAGGAGCUUGGCGUAUCUUGCUUCUCGUGGGAAGAAUUUCUUCAGUUGGGAGAUCUGGAUUUUGACAUGCCACUGAAAAAGAAGACUGACAUAUGCACAAUCAUGUACACAAGUGGAACAACAGGUGAACCCAAAGGAGUCAUCAUUAAGAAUGAGGCUUUCAUGGCUCAAGUGUUGUCCAUUGACCAAAUGCUUGAAUUAACUGACAAAGCGGGAACAGAGGACGAUGUGUACUUCUCUUUCCUUCCUCUUGCUCAUGUAUAUGACCAGAUAAUGGAGACCUAUUGGGUUUAUAAGGGUUCUUCAAUUGGAUUUUGGCAAGGCGAUGUCAGGUUCUUAAUGGAAGAUGUUCAGGUGCUGAAACCAACUAUAUUUUGCGGUGUCCCUAGAAUUUAUGACCGUGUUUAUGCUAGUAUCAAAAGCAAAAUUUCAUCUGCAGGAGUACUGCGAAGUUCAUUGUUUCAAUAUGCAUAUAGCUACAAGUUGGGAUAUAUGGAGAAGGGUCUUCCCCAAGACAAAGCAGCACCUUUGUUUGAUAAGCUUGUGUUUGAUAAGAUAAAACUAGCAUUAGGUGGACGAGUUCGUCUUCUGUUAUCGGGAGCUGCUCCUUUGGCCAGGCACGUGGAGGAGUUUUUGAGGGUCACGUUUGGAGCUACUAUGCUGCAAGGAUAUGGUCUUACUGAAAGUUGUGGUGGAUGUCUCACUGCAAUAAGUAAUGUGUUUUCCAUGAUGGGAACAAUUGGAGUCCCUACAACAACCAUUGAGGCCAGGCUUGAAUCUGUGCCAGAGAUGGGAUAUGAUGCACUCUCCACUGAAGCCCGUGGAGAAAUUUGCCUGAGAGGGAAUACCUUGUUCUCUGGUUACCACAAGCGUCAAGAUCUUACUGAAGAAGUUCUGGUUGAUGGUUGGUUUCAUACAGGUGACAUUGGAGAAUGGCAGCCAAAUGGAGCCAUGAAAAUUAUUGACAGAAAAAAGAAUAUCUUCAAGUUGUCUCAAGGAGAAUAUGUAGCUGUGGAGAAUAUUGAAAACAAGUAUUUACAGUGCCCCCUUAUAACAUCGAUUUGGGUCUAUGGAAACAGUUUUGAAUCUUUUUUGGUGGCAGUGGUGGUCCCUGAAAGUAAAGCCCUUGAGGAUUGGGCAGUGAAGAAUAAUUAUACAGAUGAUUUUAAAUCUUUAUAUGAAAAUCCAAAGGCAAGAAAAUACAUUUUGGAUGAGCUCAACAGCACUGGUCAGAAACACCAACUUAGAGGAUUUGAAAUGCUAAAAGCAGUUCACCUUGAACCAAUUCCCUUUGACAUGGAGAGAGAUCUGAUAACUCCAACAUUCAAGUUGAAGAGACCGCAAUUGCUCAAGCACUACAAGGAUUGUAUUGAUCAACUAUACAAGGAAGCAAAGGCAUAGACGACACCGUCCAUAUAUAUAUAUGCAAUUAUGAUGAUUCGGACAGUUUUCAUAUAAACCAUUUGAUAUUUUUUUUACACUUUGGUUCAUUCAUCAGUGAAGUGAAUAGCUGCAAACAAAACCUUGUAUUAGUAACAACUAAGCAUAUCCACUAUUAUCCAUUCAUUCUUAAGAAGAUUACAUAUCAACUUUUGUUCAUUGAUUCACUAUUUAUAUUAGUGUUUUGUUCUCGGCUAA